Molecule: messenger RNA, 2800 nt
Organism: Nerophis ophidion (straightnose pipefish)
Lineage: Eukaryota; Metazoa; Chordata; Actinopteri; Syngnathiformes; Syngnathidae
Gene: heatr3
Product: HEAT repeat containing 3
Exons: 15
Coding region: 158-2170 (670 amino acids)
Biological process (GO): protein import into nucleus; ribosomal large subunit biogenesis
Source: RefSeq, a predicted model, not a curated record
CUUCUUUCAGGUAGCAAGUCACGCUUUACGGCAUAGACCUCGCUUCCACAUGGCCACUUUUUAGUAUCGCGUAUACAGUAUCUGGAGAUUUCCUUUAAAAAAAAAAAAAAAAAACUCCUUUUAUUAACACAUUUGUGCUAUCAGCGGGGGCUGAAACAUGGGCAAAAGUAAGACAACAAAGUUUAAACGUCCUCAGUUCAACGCCGUGGGACUGCCGGUGAACGCCGUGAAGGAAGCGGCCGAAGAGGAGGAAGAGCACGGCGGGGACGACGACGACUGUCCGGCUGCGGAACUUUUGGAGAAAUUGGAGAGUCCCAGUGCGGACGUACGUGAGUUGGCGUGCGCCAGCAUCUCCAGGGUGGUGCAGCAGUGUCAGACCAUCCCGGGCCUCCUCCAGAGGGACGCCGUGAGGCGACUGGGCCCCAUGUUGCUGGACGGCAGCCUGGCCGUGAGAGAGACCGCUGCCGGAGCUUUAAGGAAUCUGAGCGCGUGCGGCGGUCAGGAGGUGUGCGAGGACAUGGUGAAGCGCGACGUCAUGACUCCUCUGACAGCUCUGCUUAGAGAGUGCUGUGCAGGUUUUGACGGUGCCAUGGUGCCAAUGAAAGAGCAGAAGAACCCCCUGGAUAGCGUUGCCAAUGAGGCUGUAAACCUGCUGUGGAAUCUCUGCGAGAGCAGCAACCAGGCGCUGUCUUUGUUCAACAAGUCGGGUCUCCUGGACGUGGUGGUCCAGUGUCUGGAGAGACACCCGCACAAUGUGGAGCUGGCCACAUCUGCAGCCCAUUGUUUACACACUGUGACAGAGGACAACCCCGAGCUUCUAUGUAGCAUCAACUGUGCUGUGCACGGAGCCCUGGACAGCGUGCUCUUGUCAAAUCAGUCCAGCUUGGCACACACCCUCCUCAAGACGUUGGCGUCAGGAACGCUGUGGAACGUGAAGGGAAGCCUUCCUACCGCCCGCCAGGCUCAGACCCUCUCUGCCGUGCUCGCCACCCUGGCCCAGUGCCUAGAUCUGGACGCAGGAGAACUCAUCCCUCAACUUCGACAAGCGCAAGAGGUACGCUUCAGCUCGUCGGGUAUGGAAGAGCAAGCGAAAGGAGAGCAAGCUGCCGUGGAUGAGAUGGAUGACGGCGAGGAUGGAGCGCAAGAUCUAAAAAACGAAAAAGAUGAAGACGACUAUUCCGAUCUCUUGCCUAGGGAGAAGGAGGAACUGCGGGAGGCGGCGGCCUUGCUGACAGCCCAGCAGACGUCUCUGGAGAUCAUCGUCAACAUGUGCUGUUCUGACGAUCCGUCUGACGACGAGUGGGAGGAGUCGUCGAGCAGCGACGAAAGCGAAACGGCUGCAGAUGAAUUCUCCAAUCCCAUGUCUCCACUGUGUUUGUCGGCUGAGGUUCACGGGGCCCUUAUCAACCACAACAUCCCCCAAAAGGUGCUGAAAAAGACACAGUUCCCAGCGCGGGGCGCCAUGGAUGUGUGUCGACAGACUCCCUACUGGGGAAGUCUAGUAAAGAAGAUGCAGCGGGUUCAGUCGCGGGCUCUGACGUGUCUCCACAGCAUCCUGUCCAGCAUGGACGCCGACUCCCUGGGAGGAGCGGCGGCCCUGCAGGAGGCGGCGCAGCACCUGUCCUCGCUGGUCUUUGGAGCAGCAGAGAUCCCUAAAGAUGAGGAGUUCCUGGAGUCCGUCAUCAGUGCAAUGCGCUCCCUUCUGCAGAUGACUGCUUCCAAAAACAUCCCUCAGGUCAUAAGCCUGCAGCAGCUGAUGAGUCUCAGCGAAGCCGCCGCCUGCUCUGAUAUCAUCAGCGUACGGGUCAACGCUGUCGCCAUCUUGGGCAUCACCGGCAGCACGCUGGCCAAAGAGAAAGGCUCGGCUGAAAACCUUCAGAUGAUCGGUAACGGUCUGCUCCAAGUCGCCACCAAGGACGCCGAGCUGGUGGUCAACGGUGAGGCCCUGGAUGCCCUUUUUGACGUGUUCGCGGACGGAGACGAAGCGGAGACGGCGGCGAAGAACAUCCAGCUACUUCCUGCUUUGAGGACGCUUCAGCCUGUCUUUAAAGCCAAGCUUCGUAAAGCGGGAAGAGACGCCUACAGCCCUCAGCAGCUGUGCGUGCUGAACAACGUCAAAGUCAACCUAAGAAGAUUUGUGGGCUACUUGGAGACUGUGGUGAAGAAAUGAAAGAGUACACACACAUUAUUUAUUAUCAUGUUGGGAGCCAACAUAUGUUUGUGUUUGGUUUUCUUGCUUUAUAUUGUACAUGGAGAUGUUUGCUGUGAAGAAAGUGGAUUUGAUCCUCUUUUAGCAACAAGAGCAUGCCCAAGUUGGAAGAUGCAGAAGUGAAACUUAGGCUUGCAUUUUGUGAGAUGACCAUCAGAGGGCUAAACACUUUUAUUUAGAGAGCACAAUUUGUGCUAAAAGUCCUUGUUGGGCCGGCUUCCUCUUUUAUAAAGUCUUGAUCAUGACAUGCAAAUCAGAAAUACACAAAUUUAUGUGUAUUACUGCAUAGUUUUAAUACAAUUGGCCGAGUGUUCAUGUUGGGCAAACAUGGAUCUUUGUAUGAUACAAUAGCUUGUUUUAGGAAUAAUUAAGUUGUUGGAUAUGCCUGCAGUUGAAUCAUUCUGUUUGGAAAAAUGGGAUGUAUAAACUUUAUUAACUGACUGAAAUUUGUGUUGCUCACUGAAGAGACAUAAGUCAGCCUAUGUAUUUUCUGCUACAACACAGCAGAGCUAAAUCUUGUUCAUUAAAAUGUUGUCCAAUAACCUGCUUUUUCCUCCCCAAUUAUUUGUAAUAAAAUGUCUUAAAAUCGUG